CCCACCCCACCAACCGGGCAGCCACGGAGUAGCCGGUGUACACAGCUAGCUACAACGGGCACGAUGCCGCUCCUCGCCAGCCUCAAAACAGGCGCGCCCUACCACCUCCUCAGCUACGGCACCCUCCUCGGAAGCACGCUCUUCCAAUCCUUCAUCGCCGGGCCGCUAGCCUUCCGCGCCCUCCCGCGCCCCCAAUUCGCAACGCUGCAAUCGAGCGUCUUCCCCGUGUACUUCAUCCUGCAGACGUCGCUGUCCUUCAUCCUGGCCCUGACGUUCCCCGCGCCCCGCUCGCCACUGACCGCGUCCACCAUUCCCGUUGGCGCCUUGCCCCACCAGCACCUCGCUUCCACUAGCACUGGCGGCUUUUCCGGCCUCCUCCAGCCCACCAACCGCGCAGCCCUCGUCCAGUUAGGUCUUAUCUUCAUCACGUCGCUCGCCAACCUGACGCUCGUGGGCCCCGCGACGACGCGCACGAUGCGCGAGCGCAAGCACCAGGAGACGCGCGACGGCGUGCGCGCCUACGAUGCUGGGCCCCAGAGCCCCGAGAUGGUGCGUUUGAAUCGCCGCUUUGGCAUCUUGCAUGGCGUGUCCUCGCUGGCGAAUUUGGUGGGCUUUUUGGCGGUGGUGGGAUAUGGUGUUGGGUUGAGUGAGCGGUUGUAAGCGGGGGUGGGGUGGUUGGUGGAGGGGGUGUUUGUUUGUUUGUUGGUGUGGGGUGGGGAAGGGAGAAGGAGAUGAUGGUGGGGGGGAAUGGGAGAACGAGCAAGGCGUUUAGCAUGCAUGCUUGUCUACUGUAGCCAUCUAGCCAGUAGCCACCCACAAACACUCCAACCACAACCAAACCAC
Molecule: messenger RNA, 843 nt
Organism: Aplosporella prunicola CBS 121167
Lineage: Eukaryota; Fungi; Ascomycota; Dothideomycetes; Botryosphaeriales; Aplosporellaceae
Exons: 2
Coding region: 64-660 (198 amino acids)
Source: RefSeq, a predicted model, not a curated record